Messenger RNA from Cladocopium goreaui, 4866 nucleotides. Lineage: Eukaryota; Dinophyceae; Suessiales; Symbiodiniaceae. The record is from the annotation of a GenBank genome assembly.
AUGCAGGAGUUGGCUCAUUCCAGAGCACUAGCGAACGAUCUCCAGAAAGCUCAAGAAGAACAGCUGGCAGAAAUCAUUCGGAUUUCCAAGGAGCGCGACGAAUGCAGCGAAGAGGUUGCCCAAAUGCGUGGUCUGGAAGAAAAAUACGAGGUAGAGAUGUCCCAGCUGGCUAAGGACAGUCAGGCUUUCCUGCAUGUUCGGAUUGAUCUCCAGAAAGCUCAAGAAGAACAGCUUGCAGAAAUCAUUCGGAUUUCCAAGGAGCGCGGCGAAUACAGCGAAGUUGCCCGAAUGCGUGGUCUGGAAGAAAAAUACGAGGUAGAGAUGUCCCAGCUCGCUAAGGAGCGCGGCGAAUACAGAGAAGAGAUUGCCCGAAUGCGUGGUCUGGAAGAAAAAUACGAGGUAGAGAUGUCCCAGCUCGCUAAGGAGCGCGGCGAAUACAGAGAAGAGAUUGCCCGAAUGCAUGGUCUGGAAGAAAAAUACGAGGUAGAGAUGUCCCAGCUCGCUAAGGACAGUCAGGCCCAGGCGGCUGUUGACCACUCUGGGCCUGCAAAUGCACGGACCUGCAAGAAGGCAAUCCAGAAAGCUUUGAAACCAAAGCCAUCUGCAAGUGGUGCCAAGGAGCAAGAACGGCAAGAAUCAUCCCUGGCAUUGCUAGAUGCCAAACUUCAGUUGUGCUGCGCAUUCAUUCCAGGGAUUCUAGCUGACUCUCAUGUAUCCCUCGUAGCGAAGAAAUUGAUCAGUGCAGUCAGUGAUAUUGCGCUGACUUCCGGCAUGGUCACAAAACCGGUGGCGUUUCUGACACAGAAACUUGGGGACACAUUCGACCGAAAGUUUCUGUUGAGAGCAAAGAUGAAUGUGGCCUCAGUGUUGUCAGACCACGAGAAGAAAUUUCUUGCAGAUUUGGUUGCAAGAGAGCACCAACCCAAGGACAGCAACUGCAAAGGCUACAUUACUGCGUUGACCUGGAUGUGGGACGAGACAGAGCAGACAGCCUCAAAUGUUCUUUCGCAGCUGCAGACCAGUUUGGAUCCUUUCCUCUACAGCAUGUUGGAGAGGUCGCCACUGACCAAAACAUACUUGGAGGCGAAGCGACGUGGGGCUUCCACAAGCAAUGUGGUGAUGUCAACGAUUGUGCAACAGGGAGAGCUUCAGGUUGUUGACUUGAUGGAUUCAACAUGGGGACAACCGUUAGCCAAGAAGGUUCCCAUCCUGGUCCCACCGUGCCGUCUACUUCGUAUGACUGCGUCCACCAUCAAAGGUGUGCUUGAUUACUGGAUGCCCCUCACAGCAACCAAGAGGACCAAAUUGGCUGACUCUGCCUUGUACAACUUGAUCAUUUACGUUGCAGACGGCGCCACAGCAAACAGCCUCUUCAAAAAACACGAGGUCAUGGAAAGUCAACCGAAUACACUAGUGCUGGAUUGCACUUGCCAGUGCCAUGCCAUUCAUUUGGCAUCUGGCGAUCAGACUUUUCGAUUAGAUUUGCCACCAAGCUGGCCACCGAAGCCUCAAGAAACUGCCACUGCAGCUCCAGCACCGAGAGGGAGAGGCAGAGGAGGCAAAGGCCGUGGUCGUGGCCGUGGUGUUGUGCCAGAACAGGGGCAGCCGCAGCAAGAUCAAAGUCAAAGUAAAAAAGGAAAGGGGAAGGUUGUGUCCAUGCUAAGCAGCCUCGUGAGAACAGGCAACCAGAUGGGAAAUUCCAGUUCAUGGACAAUUGUGUUGGGACGGUUGCGCCCCUUAAUUGCUGAGAAGUUGGUGCUGCAGCGACUCUCUGAAUUGGCAGAUGGUGCGGAAGCUCAAAUGGAGUUGAACAAGGGCAUCUUGAUUAUGCUAGGAAAAUUGAACCCAGAAAGGGAUGGUGAUGGUGACACAGACAGCACUGCACGUUCUGAAGUAUCGCCUGCUCUUCAUGAAUCUUCAACAGAACUCUUGAGGAUCGUGGGCUACUCUGAUUGGAGAUCGAGCAAUAUUUCGAUUUACCUAGAGGAUUCAGUCAUGAAUGAGAUCACCGGUGAACCAAUCAGAUGCAAAAAACUCCAUGCAUCUUUGGCAGACCACUUGACAGCAUUGGUGAGUCACAUCUUCCUUGGACACAAGCCAGCAAGGCCUUCUCAGUCAAGAUGGACCGGGGUGGCACAUGUCUGUCAGUGGGCACUGGGGCUUGCCUUAUUUCAUAGGCUUCUUGGGCCACUUCUGUGUUCCUUAAGUGCCAAAAAAACAGAUGAUGCUGGUGGUGAUGAUUCCAAUUUGGGCAUGCUGAUGGACGCAGAUGUCCAAAUUGCUGACUCCGAAGCGUACAGAAUCCAAACGGCAACCAGAAGGCAACUGCUUGCCAAGUGGGCAGCAGAUCCAGCCACACCUCUGAAACUGUUCCUCGUGAUGAGGGGAAAUCUUCCCAUACGAACACUGUUAUUUUACGUCCUGAAGUACGAGGCCAAUGCGCAGGAAGAAGGGGACCUCAGGGAACUUUGUCGGCGCUACAUGUUCAACCUAGAAUGUCUUGACCUGGAACCCGACGAGUAUAACCGAGCUGCUCGUGGCUUUCCAGACUGGGUGGCAGGGGGGCCUACACAGCGGGCAUUGCAAGAGCUGGCAGAACUUCUCUUUGAGAGUGAGUUUCUUGCGCAGCUGCUUUCGUGGUUUAGCACUGAUGUCCGCCGAAGUGAUAUCAUGACCUUUGCAGCAAGGUACAUUCUUGCAGGGGCUGCAAAUGUGUGGCUGAGGCUUCAUCGCCCGCUGCUCCACCCGCCGUUCAAUAUUUUGAGGCUUGGCGCUUCCUAUUCACCCGGAGAUCGCUUGGCAGGGUAUGAGAAUCUCCUGCUGAUGGACGAGUGCUGUCUGGACCCUGGUUUUGGACGGAGGCUCCAAGAGAGCUUGCUCAGUAUGCAGAGAGAUGGACAGGAUGAGCUUGCACUGAUGAAUACGUUCGAAAGGACGUGCACUGUUGCUGGCAAUUGUGCUCGCAUCGGAAACUUCAAGAUGGAGUGCCAGCACAAAUGGAACCAGUCACUUCAAGGUGCAACCCGCCAUUUAGGUGCUGCCAAGCAGUGGACUAAGAUGGCAGCAGAAGCUUUCCUCAUAUCAGUGCAGACCCAGCACCAGCAACUCUUGGCAAAGCCUGUGCCAGCUAAGUCAAGGCGUGGCAAGAAUUCACGAGGAGGUGCCACUGAGAGGAAAGAUCGUCGAAGAGUGCUCAAGCAUUGCGUGGACCAAGGGAAGUGGAGAUGCAAAUUGCAGGUUGCUGAGUCGGAUGACGGCUUGCUCGCAACCAGUAGAAGAAGAAUGGGUAGAUUGCACAGUGGGCACAUGUUGCAAUCCUGUUUAUGGAAGCAGUUCAAAGACAUAUGCACUGAUAGACAGGAGCUUGCAAAGGGAAUGGCCAGCCCUCAGUUCAAAGAGUACGUGAAGAAUAUGAAGAGUCAAGAGGCAAACCAUUGCUUGGCGCGCCUGCUGACUAAGCAAGCAAAGGCUCAAAAUGCACUUGUCAAAGCAGAGAGGAAAGAACACGAAAACCAUGCCAAGGAGCGUCAAGCCGAGACUGAUGCACAUCUCAACAUGCCCAAGAACAUUGGGCUCUGGGGGCUUCAGUUCACUGACCCAGCCUACCCUGUGGAUGCCGCACUGGUGAUGGAUGGCAAAGCCAGAGGACUGACCAAGACAAACGCGGCAGAUGUACUUCAGCGUAAUCUGCCAGUUUAUGAUCACAACCCACUUCUGCAAAGAGUGAUGACACAAGUCUCCAGCAAAUACUUGCCUGCAUGCUGGGUACAUGGAAUCUGCCGUCGGAAUAAAGCAAAGAGAAAACUGUGCGACACCCUUCAUCGGACUUUGAUGAAAGGCAUAAAAGAACAGAUUGCAGGAUUUGUGCCUGAGGCAUCAGCAAAGGACUACCUUGUCUCAGGAGACCUUGUAGUGGCAAUCCGUUUUCCUGCUCUCAUGGCAGAUUCCAGUUCCAGCUCUGGCAGUGCUGGCCCCACUCAGAGUUCUCCUUCCAUGUGCGAGAUCUUUGCAGUUCCCAAAGUUACACUAAGACCCGAGGGAGCAGUUUUCGUUGCCAUGGACCAGGAGAUAGAUUGCAGUGGUCCUAACCCAAUCACAAGGGCAACUUUACGGCGAAGUGACGCCACAGCCACAGGUUUGGAAUUUUGCACCAGCUCAGAAUUCUGUGCCCGUGUGCUCAUGCAACAGUCUCCAGGGUUGGGGCAGCCAAUCUGGAUCAAAGUCUUGCAAUAUACCCGUGUGUCACUUCAUUCCAUUGAAUUUGACCCAUUGCCAGAUACCAACAUCAAGGAUGCUGUGUGGCCUGUUGUGGCACAGAUGGAAGGUGAAGAUGCAAAUGCCGAGGAUGAAGAUGCCGACGACCCUCUUUCCUGGGUGGAACCUUCCGAGGACAUCACUGAAGAAGAUCAGCUUCUGGGUUUGGGAGAACUUGCAGAGUCUUUUGAGGCUGUGUCUGACCUUGUGAGCGAGUUGUUUCUAGAGAGUGCCUUUGAAAAGGGACAUGAUGAUCCGGAAAACGAGUCACAGUCAGAGUCAAAGACAAAGAGGCCUUCAACAGUACAGACUGAGAAAAUUUUCACAGAUGUGAUCAAGCAACCCCUCCCAGGGGAAAUUAAACGUGAAGGUAGAUUUGUUUACUGCGGGUCGGUCAAGUGCGGCAGCGUGUCAUUUUUGACGCAUUGGUCGCCACCGGCAAUCGUAGCAGCGUGCAAUUUGCACUCAGAUUGCUGUGUCUCCGUACCAUUACUUGACGGGGACGAAGACAGUUUGGUCAAAUGGUUGGGUGAAGCCGUGUGCUAUAAGUCAGGCUCUGACCAUUCUCAAUGUCGCCCGAAAGGGUCUUACAACAAGAGGUUGAAGAUGUGA